Messenger RNA from Hyposmocoma kahamanoa, 3504 nucleotides. Its product is annotated as growth hormone-regulated TBC protein 1-A. NCBI's taxonomy places the organism in Eukaryota, Metazoa, Arthropoda, Insecta, Lepidoptera, Cosmopterigidae. The coding region runs from base 348 to 1361 and encodes 337 amino acids. The record is from RefSeq and is a predicted model, not a curated record. The transcript is spliced from 7 exons.
UCCCGUCCGCCGCGUAAUGCAGGACUAAGAAUGUAGUCGUAGCGUGGGGAUCUACUUUCGAUCUCCGUCCGAAACAAUUACUGUCAAAUAAGUAAUAUUCGACAAAAUUAAAAGACAAUGUGUGAGUAGUUUACAGGUAGUGAAUGGACCGUUUUAGUCCUAAAAAAUUUGUUCUUCCGUGGUCCACUGAGAAAUAAAAUUUGUCUCUGCACAAUAACUUUGCUCUUUGCUGUCAUGUGGUGGGGUUAAUCAAAUUGGGAUAUCGGGAUAUUCUUGGGGGCGAUCAAUCAUUUCAUUCUUCUAGAACUAUGGUGAAUAAAAUAGGAUAAACGGAACUUCAAUUUAAAAUGGCGCAAUCGAGCUUCAGCACUGUUGACGAGUAUGGGUUUGAGAGGCACGAAGACUUCGAUUUCGAAAGUUAUGAAGAUUUUAUGUCAGUGUACCUGAAAGUGCUAGCCACAAGGGCGCUAAAAUGGUCUAGUCUACUUGGCGAAGGAAAGUCGGUCAAACGCACGAACACUGUAAAAAGAUAUGUUCGGAAGGGAAUCCCAAGUGAAUAUCGUCCAUCAGUAUGGAUGACAAUAUCCGAGGCAGAGAAAUGGAAGGAUCAGUGCCCAGAUCUGUACCACAAAAUAUUAGAUGGCCCUUUUGAAAAGGAGCUUGUAGAUUUAGUGAAGACAGACCUGCCUCGCACAUUUCCUGACAACAUUUACUUUACAAAGGAAGCUAACCACCAAACACAUCUGUUUAAUAUUCUCAUUGCAUAUGCACAUAAUAAUAGAGUUGUUGGUUAUUGUCAAGGCUUAAAUUACAUAGCUGGUCUUCUGCUACUGGCUACAAAAAGUGAAGAAACAUCAUUCUGGCUGCUCAAAGUGUUGGUGGAAAAGAUUCUUCCAGAUUAUUAUACUAGAACCAUGGAUGGUUUGAUUGUAGAUAUUGAGGUGUUAUCAGAGCUAGUCAAAUCUAAAGUGCCCGAUGUGCAUCAGCAUGUGAUAAACCUCGGGUUGCCAUGGGCCGUGAUAACAACCAAGUGGUUUGUAUGUCUGUUUGCUGAAGUGCUGCCAAUAGAGACUGUGCUGAGGAUAUGGGAUUGUAUGUUCUAUGAGGGCUCCAAAAUUCUCUUCAGAGUGUGUCUCACUCUAAUUAAGUCGAACCGUGCAACCAUCAUGGCAUGCAAUGACUUCACAUCGCUGGCAGAAUGUUUCAAGGCUAUUGUUAAAAACGCGAGUGCUCUGCAUUGCCAUGAGUUCAUGCGAUCCAUUUUCAAAGUACCUGGGACAUUAUCAAACUCUACAAUAUCUAAAUUGCGAGGCCGCUUCGCCCGACAACGUCGCGAGCAACAGCAGAAAGAAGCGCAGUGAAGCACUAACAACAAACAUAGCAGUUUUGAUCUCAUUCUCUAAUAAACCACCAAAAUUUACUGUUUUUUACAAAAUUAAAAACCAUGACCAAUGAUGCAAACUAUUUUGAUCUCGUAGUGGAUACUUUUUAUUCACAUUUUAAAUACCUACUAAAAAGGAGGAGCUUCUCAAUUUGACUGUAUAAAUCUUUUGGAGAUCAAAUUACACUACUUUGCUAUCAAUAUACAUACACCUUUUUAAACUAUUUGGUGGAUUGUUUUACAUGGUUGAAUUAUGCUGUUUUUGUUAGAAGUAACCUGAAGCUAAUUUGUCUGUUUGAACAAAAUCAAAAUAUUUAUGUGCAUGUGUGCAUAACUGUCUGAAAAAAGUUGACCAGAACACAAUGGCAAGCUUAUAAUUUUUUAUAAGAAAAAAGUUUUUGAAAACAACAGAGAUCAGAUGUCUGUUUAUAAAGGAUGGUGUUAUGAUUUUGAAUUAAUAUUCUGACCUCAUUUUUGUUUCAUAUUGAGCGUAUUGUUAUAAUUUUUGUCUCCAGCUUAGGGAGUCAUAAUCAUUAUAGACUUGAGCUGACCAAAUAAGCUUUAUGUUUGUGAAAUAAUAGCGAAAAAGUCGUUGCGCAUUCCGCUUCUGCUGAACAUGUCUGUUUCUGUCUUUUUUUAAAUGAAUUAGUGUUGUUUAUAAGUGUGAUGACCCCUUUCAUGUCUAGUUUGCUUUAAGUUGUUGUUCUAUUUUUUAGUGUAUUAGUUUUUGCCCCAUAAUACAAAAUUGAGGUAUAUUGGUACAAUAGAUGUGUAUACUUUUAUGAUUGGAAUGAUAUAUCGUCAUAUACAGGGUGUCAAUUUGAGACGGGGCAUUGCUGCCCCGAGGUUUUUUGCAAUUUCUGGCAUUUCGAGUACUCUUACCUCAGUAGUCCAAUAGAAACUAUUAAACCUUACCAGAGACUGGAACGAAUGGCAUAAAAAAAGUUUUAUAAAAAUUUCCUUCUAUCUUGCUGACUGUACCAUUUUUUCAAAAUCUGUGAAUGCCAAUCAAAAUAUCUUUAAAAUUCAUGGAUAGUCUUCUAGAUAGGUUUUCCUGUAACUACAAUGAUUAUGGUAGCUGGCCUUGCUGCCCUGUCUCAAAUUUACAACCUGUAUAAAAUUUCGUUAUUGAAAUAAAAAAGACGGCAUAACAUGACAUAUUGUACCAUUAGUUGGUGAUGUUUUGAUAUGUUAUUGGUAUAGAGUUUUAGUCAUAAGGUUUAGCUUUGUUAUGUAUAGUAUUAUUUAGAUUUUUGAUGUUUCAUUUUUAUAGCUGGCAUGCUUGUUUACACUUUUUGAUUAUUGCCAUGAUGCAUUUAAAUUAUACAUUUCAUAACUUUUACCUAAUGCAGUUUAUGUAUGUAAAAUAUUAGAUAAAUCCCUGUAUAACUUAAUUACGAUUUUCAAUAUUUCAGCCAAAUUCUAACAGAACAAAUAAUUUUUAAUGUCACUUUUUAUUUAGAUGCUAAGUUAAGCUAAGUGGUUAUUGUCAUGAGAGUUUUCUAGAGUACUGCAGAAUUCAUACAAAAUUCUCUAUAAUUAAGAACAAUGCACUGAAUGUUACUUCUAUUUGUUUGUUUUGAAGUCACACAAAAUGUACAACUAGUUUUGCAUAUAUUAUAAUUAGAAUAUGUAACAAAAACAGUACACAUACUUAUUUCGUUAAUCAUUUUAAUCCUGACAAUAAUUUACGCAUAUCAAGUAUGUUAGUGAUGCUUAACUUACCUAUUAGACUUCGCUUCUUAAUUUGUUGUACCAUUGUCUUUUUAUCUCGAUUUCAUUGGACAGAAAAGACACCCAGAUUUUGAAAGUGCAUGGUGAGCGUCACAAUACACUCAGCAUACAAAAUUACUAUAUUAUGUAGGUUUUUGAUAACCGAAACUUAUCUCGGUGAAUUUAAAGGUGCACUUUCAACAAGGUAUUUAACAAGUACCUAUUACAAAAACUAAUAUUUAAAAAUAGUCCCAAAUUGAAAGGAUAGUCCCUCCAUCGACUAUAAUUAUUUUCGCGUGCCUGAUUCCAGCAUGACCAUGGUCGAGUUUGUGAAAUUUGAUUAGCCAAGUAAAAAGUCUCUAUUUAGUCGCAGAUCCGCCGUUCAAAAGUUUUAAGUGUUUUAUUGUCCA